CCUACUAGCACAGCUUUAGAGAAUGGAUGAAGCAAAAGGAGCAGAAGAUGCAUCUAGAUUUGAUGGACGGGUUGGCCAUGCUACCAGAGUCCCAAAUUGAUCAUGAAUGGGAUAUGGAGAACAUCACAAAAACAUUCUUCAAAUGCACUAGAUGGCAGCUUGAAGGAACCGCAGACUUCAUCUAUUGUCCAUACCACUACUUCUGCGACAGCACUUACCCUGGAGACUACCCAUCCAUUGUGGACUCGUUAGUGCUCCUCUUUGCAGUUUCCUCCUUCCUGUCAACCACAGCCUUCACCCUAAUGGGGUUCAGAAGAAACACAAGCAUCAGCAUUAGCAAUUUGAAGAGAAGAUAUCUAUUACCUUCAGGUCCUAUAGCACUCCCAUUGGUGCUCUUGAUUUUUGCAAAGGGGCACCGGAUCAACACCAUUUUCCCUCUCUCACACAUGGGCCCAGCAAUUCUCCAGCUUGUUUAUAUUUCAGCUCUUGCAUUUAAAAACCAAACUGAAAAAGAUUUGCACUAUGCUGUACUUGAAGCUUCAACUGUCUCAGGAAUUUUACAUGCAAGUUCAUACCUGGAUAAUAUCAUCCUGCCUUACUACACAGGUUUUGAAGCUCUGACAGAAUCUACCUUCUCUGGUGAGUGUGCAACCUGUGUGUGCCGGAAAAAUGCUUUGGUAGUUGGAGGGAGUCUAAUCUCAUAUAGAGGAUGGUCGAAGACUACAAUGUCAAUCAUCAGUGUAUUGUUUUCAAGAAUUUUGUGCAAGAUAAAUGGGGAAGAAAAGUUGAGUUUAUUGAUCAAGUCAAUCCUGGAAGUCAUUUGUUGGCUAUUGAUUGCAAGCGACUCCAUUACCCUGAUGUUCAAUGCUCCACAAGGUGGGUUUCUGAAUAUGGUAGUUUAUGGAGGGCUUUGUUUUUUGAUCUCCCUCAGUGUCUUCAGAAAAUUGUGUACUCUCUUGGCCUGGCUAGCAGCAAGGUGUCAAAUGCAAAGGAAAAUAGAUUUAUACAAUGCUGCAAUUGUUUAAUGGCAAAAUAUAUGUAAAAAUCAAUUACUGCAAAUGAUUUUUUU
Messenger RNA from Elaeis guineensis (African oil palm), 1069 nucleotides. Lineage: Eukaryota; Viridiplantae; Streptophyta; Magnoliopsida; Arecales; Arecaceae. The record is from RefSeq and is a predicted model, not a curated record.